This is a messenger RNA of Chelonoidis abingdonii (Abingdon island giant tortoise), 3188 nucleotides long. RefSeq names its product elongation factor for RNA polymerase II 2 (gene ELL2). Gene Ontology annotation, biological process: snRNA transcription by RNA polymerase II; positive regulation of transcription elongation by RNA polymerase II; transcription elongation by RNA polymerase II. NCBI's taxonomy places the organism in Eukaryota, Metazoa, Chordata, Testudines, Testudinidae. Gene Ontology annotation, cellular component: transcription elongation factor complex. Gene Ontology annotation, molecular function: cis-regulatory region sequence-specific DNA binding. The record is from RefSeq and is a predicted model, not a curated record.
AUGGCUGUAGCUGCGGCGGCAGCGGCGGCAGGCUGCGCAGCCCCGGCGGUGGCAGCAGCGGGGCGGGGGGCAGUGUAAGAUGGCGGCGCUGCGGGAGGGGGGCAGGUACGGCGUGUCCUGCGGCAGGGUCACCCAGGACAACAUCACGGUGCUGCACGUCAAGCUGACCGAGACCGCCUUCCGGGCUCUGGAGAGCUACCAGGGCAACAAGAAUUGUAUUCCUUCUCGACCCUCAAUCCAAUUUCAAGGACUCCAAGGGCUUGUCAAAAUUCCCAAAGCUGAUCUCCCAAAUGAAGUGCAUAACUUUAACUUCUACUUGUCAAAUGUUGGCAAAGAUAAUCCUCAGGGAAGCUUUGAUUGUGUCCAGCAAACUGUCUCAAGUUCUGGAAUCUCGCAGCUCAAUUGUCUGGGAUUUAUACAGGAUAAAAUUACAGUAUGUGCAACAAACGACUCGUAUCAGAUGACAAGAGAACGCAUGACCCAGGCAGAAGAAGAAUCUCGCAACCGCAGUACAAAGGUCAUAAAACCUGGUGGGCCAUUUGUAGGUAAAAGAGUACAGAUUCGGAAAGCACCACAAAGUAUUCCAGAUGCAGUGCCUGAGAGGAAAAGGUCAACACCCAUCAAUCCUGCAAAUACAAUACGAAAGACCCACGUAAACAACAGUGUUUCUCAGCGACCAUAUAGAGACAGGGUGAUUCACUUACUGGCACUGAAGACCUACAAGAAACCAGAGCUACUUGCUCGCUUGCAGAGAGAUGGCGUUAAUCAAAAAGACAAGAACUCCCUUGCAGCUAUCCUUCAGCAGGUAGCCAACUUGAAUCCCAAGGACAACUCUUACACUCUGAAGGAUUAUGUAUUUAAAGAGAUCCAAAAAGAUUGGCCUGGAUACAAUGAGAUAGACAAACAGUCACUGGAGUUAGUACUUUCUAGAAAACUAAAUUCAUCUCAGAAUGCCACCAGCACCAGUCAUUUGGAAUCUCCUCUAAGUUCUUUUAAAGAUGCUGCAUCUGCUUCUCCUUCCCAGAAACGGCUGUUGGAUUCAGAUUUUAUUGAUCCUUUAAUGAAUAAAAAACCAAGAAUAUCUCACCUUACCAACAGAGUUCAACCAACAUUAAAUGGUCACUUGACAGCUUCCAGUGAGAGAGCUGCUGCUGCACCACCACCUCCCCCUGCAGUCGCUGCCACCCCAGCUCCUCCAACGCUUCCUUCAACUUGCCUUCCUGUUUCAAAUCCUCCUCAGCCUGUAAACUCUAACUCCAAUUCCCCUAGCACUCCUGAAGGUAGGGGGACUCAAGACAUGCCUGUUGAUAGUUUUAGUCAGAAUGGCAGCAGCAUCUUUGAGGACCAGCAAGAAAAAUAUACCUCUAGGACUUCUUUGGAAAUGCCAGCACCCACUGCAGUUGAGUUAGCGUGUCCAAAGUCAACAGAUGAGAUACAUUCAGUGUUGCACAAAAAAUCGAAAAAGAAGUCAAAAAAACAUAAGGAGAAGGACCAAAUCAAAAAACAUAACAUGGAGAGUAUUGAAGAAAAGGAGAAAGACCUUAAGAAAGAAGAAAUUGUCAAGCUGAAAAAUUCCAGUUUGGAUUCAAGUGAAGGUGUUAAAGAGACUUGCACUGACUCUGCAGAUCCUUCAUCAACAAGUGAACUACCAGACUACUUUGUAAAAUAUAUAGCUAUUGUCUCAUAUGAGCAACGUCAGAGUUACAAGGAUGACUUCAAUGCAGAGUAUGAUGAAUACAGAAGUUUGCAUGCCAGGAUGGAAAAUGUCACUAGAAGAUUUAUGAAACUUGAUGCUCAACGUAAGCUCCUUUCUCCAGGAUCUAAGGAGUAUCAGGUAGUUCAUGAGGAAGUCCUACAGGAAUAUCGGAAGAUCAAACAGUCAAGUCCCAACUAUCAAGAGGAAAAGUACAGAUGUGAAUAUCUUCAUAACAAACUGGCUCAUAUUAAAAGACUAAUAGUUAGUGUUUCUCAAGCCUUGCAAAAUAUACCCAGUAGCCUAUGUAUGGCAGAAUGCAACAUAUCUGCUGUUUCUCUGGAGUCUACAUUCCUGUUGAACAAAUGUCAGAGCCUGUUGAAGUAAAGCCUCUAUUAGUGUUGCCGUUCCUGCAGAAUUUGCCCACUUACUCUAACAGAUUCAGCUUUUUGCAAAUGGUGGCAAAACUUGGCUUGAGUUACGCUACUGUUAAGGCAACCCUAUGUAGGUUUUAGAGAAAUGAUGAAGGGGAGCCAGUGUGUCUGGUUUUAGGGAACCCAGUGAGUCUUGCAUUUAAAUAAACUGUGAUGAAACAUUUGAAACACCAUUUUGAUAAUUUUCUGUCAAAGGGAAUGAAUAGCUGCCUACCUUGGCAAAAGAUUCAUACACGAAGGGAUUGUUUUUCAGUGUUACUAGGUUGUUAGUCUGAUGGGAGGAAUUGAGGGGAGGAGAGUUAGUACAUUUUUAAAAUUGUAGAGGUUAAGUGGUUGUUGUGAGACCAUAACAGUUGAAAUAAGUUCUCUCUCUUUUUUCUGGCUACUUUGAAUUUUUUUAAAUUUGGUGUUAAUUUUUCUAGGUAUCCAGUUGAUUUUGCAAGUUUUACAAUCACUUUCCCCUAAAAAUAUUUAACUAAGAUGCUACGUAGAGCAUAUGCAGACACAAGUGUUGGAGGCACAUUACUUAAUGCGCUUUAAACAAAAACUGGAUUGAUUAAGCAGUUCAGAUACUGCAACUUUUACUUUGAAAUAAUAGUAAUACCACAGCCAGUCUCUUUCUGGCAAUGUAAAUGUGCAUUCAUUCCAUAUAGGCUUGCUGUUUGCCUUUGCUACUUGGAAGUCUCCUUACAGCUAAUUGUUUUCAUAAGUGUUAUUAAAUAAUUUCUUCAUGUGUACCUGAUGGGAAGAGAUGUGGGUAGCACUUUGGUAGCCUUUUCAGUUUUGGGGAAGUAUAUCAUUGACGUUACUAAAGGAAGAUAGGGAAUGUCAGACAGCGCUGUGGUAAUGUGAAGAAAACCAGGGCUGGAAUCUCCCUUUCUGCCUUUUUUGAAGCGUUGUUUUAAAACAACUAUUUUUCAGUAAUUCCACACAGACUGUGUUAAGAGUCAUAAAGUGAAAUGCCCUGGGGUAUUUUGUUAACCAAUGAAUACUUGAGCCAUUGUUGCCCCUCUGUUCUACACCAAUUUAAGUUCAAUAAAAUGUAAACUUUGCAAUUCUGA